AUGGCGGUGCCGACAGAUACUGCAGCUGUCCCUACAGCCACCAUCGCCUACAAAACCGAUCCUAUCCCCAUUGAGUUUGAUCUCUACAGUCCUACCGAGAAGCACGACAAGCCGGGCGCACUAAUCAUCUAUUAUCACGCUGGUGCCACCUACCUUGGCUCUCGGAAGCUCGGUUUCCCAACCUGGUUACGGGAUGGCUGCAACGAACGAGGCUGGACGAUUUGUUCGGUGGACUAUCGUUUGCUGCCGGAGAGUUCAAUCGCUGAUAUAAUGCAUGAUCUAAAGGAUAUGUGGACAUAUGUCCACAACCAUCUCAAUGAUGAACUUAGGCGACGUUCUCUUACCCCGAUCGAUCUUAACAGCAUUUUCGUGAGCGGAGGGAGUGCUGGAGGAUAUCUUACCUUCCAAGCUGGCCACCUCCUCACCCCCCGUCCUGCUGGCCUUGUCGCAUUGUAUGGCGAUUGUUUCGUUGGGGAUUGGUAUGCGACCGCCCAUCCAGCGGACGCUAUCAUUGGCCAUAAACGACUCAGUGACAUAGAAAAGCAUUCUGCUGAGAUAGAACAAUACUUUCAAGGUGGCAGGAAGCCGGUCACGGGCCGGCCUUUCAAGGAUGGGACUGAAGUUCACUCCAUGUUUUACCACUACUUGCUUCGGAAGGGAGAAUUCCUUAAGCGUACCUUCGGCGUCGGGUCAAUGGAAGAAGCAGCCUCCCGUCCUGAUCUUCACUAUCUUUUCCCCCAGUUCUCCGUCAAAGAUAGUUACCCGCCUAUCGUCCUUGCACAUGGAAAAGGGGAUACUGCGGUUCCCUGUGAGCAGACGAUCUUCUUCUCUGAGUUUCUGAACUCUAAAGGGCUCUAUAAUGAAACCUACCUGCUUGAAGGUAGAGACCAUUUCUGGGACGGUCUCGAGGAGGACGAUGUCCUCUUGGUCAAAGCAAAGAUUUGGUCAUUUUUGGACAAACUCGCGACGCGUUGA
Messenger RNA from Truncatella angustata, 975 nucleotides. RefSeq names its product Alpha/Beta hydrolase protein. The transcript has 4 exons. Bases 1 to 975 code for a protein of 324 amino acids. NCBI's taxonomy places the organism in Eukaryota, Fungi, Ascomycota, Sordariomycetes, Amphisphaeriales, Sporocadaceae. The record is from RefSeq and is a predicted model, not a curated record. Gene Ontology annotation, molecular function: hydrolase activity.